UGUUGACCAGUCAGACCAUCAUUCCAUCAAAAUGACCCGGCUCGACCCCUUUCCGCAGCUGAGCACUGUAGACGCUGGCGGAUUAUCACACCGCCGCUCGAAUGUGAAGCGCAACUCUCAGGAUCUGGCUGGCCAUGCAGGUCCCAUGCAGCCGGUAAUCCACGACCAGUCGUCAAAGCUCAGGAAAAAAUCUCGUGGAUCCCUUAGACUAUCCCGGCGAACCUGGGUCCUGCCUCUGCUUCUCAUGCUGACCUUCAUCACGCUCUAUGCCAUCAAUCCAUCCGAGUCUAAUAUCUUCCGACACUUCCUCUUUCUUUCCUACAAACUCGAUGAUCAAGACGACCAGUACGGCAAGGGUCCCUGGGACUUCGCCAUUUUAUGCUCCUACACCAUCCUGUUGACCUUCGCUCGCGGGUUUCUCAUGCAAGAAGUUCUCAGACCCCUUGGCCGUCUCGGUGGGAUAAAGUCACGGCGGAAGCUAUCACGCUUCAUGGAGCAAAUGUACACGGUCUACUACAUGGGCUUCGUCGGGCUUCUCGGGCUUUACACCAUGAAGCGGACUCCAGGGCUUUGGUAUUUCGAGACGCGAGCCAUGUACGAGUCGUAUCCGCACCUAUCUCAUGAUGCCGUAUUCAAGUCUUACUACCUGAUGCAGGCCGCCUUUUCGGUCCAACAGGCACUCAUCAUGCUGCUCGGCCAAGAAGAGCGGCGGAAGGAUUUCCAGGAGCUUGUCGCGCACCACGCCAUCGCUCUGGCGCUGAUAUGGAUCAGCUACCGAUAUCACUUUACAUACCUUGGCCUCGCCGUCUUUGUCUCGCAUGAUAUCAGCGACUUCUGCCUGGCGAUGUCCAAGUCGCUCAACUAUCUCAAACACCGCGCUCAGAUCGCCUCCUUCCUCCUGUGCAUCGCUACAUGGAUCUACCUCCGCCACUACAUCAACCUGCGCAUCCUCUACUCGAUCGCUACCGAGUAUGCCACCAUCGGCCCAUUUGGAGUUAACCCUGAGGCAGGGGAGUACAAGUGCCGCCUCUCCCAGACCGUCACCUUUGCGUUGCUGGCCAUGCUGCAGGGCCUCAACCUGUUCUGGCUCUACCUUCUGCUCCGCGGCGCCUACCGUUAUUUUGCCACGGGUGUUGCCAGGGACGAUAGGUCCGAGGCUGAUGAGUCAGAGGGAGGACCUGAACCCUGGGUUGCGGACGAGAGUCAGGGAGGCAAGGAGGAGAGGAAAGGGGUCGAAGUUUGAUCACAUGGGGUGUGGCUAGUUGACGAUAGUUCGGCUGAUAAGUGAUGAAUUGGACGUUGCAGUCAAGGUAUCACUAGCCCAUACCUUACUUAGAAAGUUAGAAGGUCCCAUUUGUAAGGCCUUUGGCCUCGAAU
Molecule: messenger RNA, 1377 nt
Organism: Canariomyces notabilis
Lineage: Eukaryota; Fungi; Ascomycota; Sordariomycetes; Sordariales; Chaetomiaceae
Product: longevity assurance proteins LAG1/LAC1
Exons: 2
Coding region: 32-1243 (403 amino acids)
Biological process (GO): ceramide biosynthetic process
Cellular component (GO): membrane
Molecular function (GO): sphingosine N-acyltransferase activity
Source: RefSeq, a predicted model, not a curated record